Messenger RNA from Pogona vitticeps (central bearded dragon), 2215 nucleotides. Lineage: Eukaryota; Metazoa; Chordata; Lepidosauria; Squamata; Agamidae. The record is from RefSeq and is a predicted model, not a curated record.
CAAGGUGGGAGAGCCUGAUACUUCUGUUCCCGCGGCGAACGGCAUGUGAUAGGCAUCUACUCUGACCAAUUACAAAACUGCCUUGGGUGGGAGCGUGAGAUGAGGCGGAUGCUGCUUGUGGGCACCAAUCAGAGAUGCGGAAAAGGCGGAAGUUGGAGUGGUUUGAAGUGGCCGAAGGCUUCCGUGUGGUGGAGAGCCUUCUCCUCUUUCUGUUUUCUCCAGAGGUUUCCCAGCGAGGCCUUAAGAGAGGGUGUGCAACUCGAGGUCCUCCAUAUGUUGUUUGAUUGUCAAGUCUUAUCAGCCUAGCAGAGCCGAUUAUGUGGGAUGCAGUACUGUGUGAUUGUUCUUUAAGGAAUAUACAUUCAAAAUAAAGCUUAAGUGAGCUUAUGAAAGUGGCACUGUGUGCAGCACAACUUAGUCCUGUUUUAAAUUACCGAAAUGAAGAGAAACGGUAAGCGAGGAAGAGAAAAUCAGGCGCGAAACAGCUACAGUCAGAUCUACAAUCCCCACCCAUAUAGAACUCAGCACCAUUGGAACUAUACAGAAAGAUAUGAGCAAGUAGAAAUCCAGACUUCACAGAACCCAGGUAUGAGCCAAGAUGAAUCCCCCUCUACAUCUGAUAUACACCAGAACUCUCCAGUGCCUGAAUUACCAGGGUUUUAUUAUGAUCCUGAAAAGAAUCGUUAUUUCCGCUUGCUUCCUGGACAUAACAACUGCAACCCUCUCACCAAGGAAAGCAUUCAGCAGAAAGAAAUGGAACAUCAAAGACUGAGACUCCUAGAAGAGGAAAAACAUAUGAAAAAAACAUCCAAGACUGGGCUGAACUCUUCCAUCAUUUUAUGUAAGAGGAAGUUAGGUUUCUUUAGCUCUAUCAAUUAUUGCAGGUUGAUCCAUGAGUUAAAGGUGAAUUGCAUGCAGAGAAGGAAAUUAGAAAUCAAGAGCCCAGAUUCCUCUGUUUCAGGAAGCAACAAUUUUAAACUGAUUGCAGCAGACACGGCAUAUGAAAGAAUAUUCACUGUGAAUGAUGUAGAGCAUGGAGGAUGUAAAUAUGGUAUUGUCAACCUCAGUGGCUUGGGGAAGGAUUCUCUGACUGUGGAGAUGUACGACAACCUCUACUUCACUAACCGCAAGGUAAAUUCUGUGUGUUGGGCUUCACUGAGUCAUCCGGAUUCUCAUGUUUUGCUGUGCCUUAUGGGUGUUGCAGAAACUCUGGGCUGUGCCAGCUUGCUCCCUGCCUCCUUAUUCAGCAACUCUAAUACAGGUGACCAACCUGGAAUGUUGUGUAGCUUCAAGAUCUCCACAGCCUGGUCCUGUGCCUGGUGUUUGAAUCCUCAGGCUGAUAACUGCUUUAGCACAGGUUUAAGCCGACGAGUCCUUGUGACCAAUGCAGUGACUGGUCAUCGGCAAACGUUUGGUACCAGCAGUGAUGUCCUAGCGCAACAUUUUGCUACCCAGACUCCAGUGCUGUAUAAUGGCUGUCGUUCGGGGGAGGUUUUCAGCAUUGAUGUCCGUCUGCGCAGCCAUAAAGGGCAAGGUUGGAAAGCCAUCCGUCUCUUCCAUCAUUCAGCAGUCACAUCUGUUAACCUUCUGAAGGAUGAGAACUACCUCAUGGCUGCAGACAUGGAAGGACAGAUAAAACUUUGGGACCUGAGAAAACAAAAGUGUGUGAAAGAAUAUAGAGGUCAUCACAAUGAACACGCUGUUCUCCCUUUGCACAUCAGUGAGGAAGAAGGUCUUCUUACAGCAGUGGGCCAAGAUUGCUAUACCCGGAUUUGGAAUCUCCAAGAUGGCCGUUUACUCCGGACUAUCCCUUCUCCAUAUCCAUCUUCCAUGGACUCUAUCCCAAGUGUUGUUUUCUCAUCACAGCUUGGAGGUGCCCGAGGGGUCCCUGGUCUGCUUAUGGCAGUCAAACAGGAUCUUUAUUAUUUCUCGUACAAGACAGAUGAUCCAUAUUGUGUGCAUGCUAAAGACACAGGCCAUGCUGCUUGUCUAAGUGCUUGAGAAUAAAAACGUCAGAUAUCUUUACAGUUCUGUGUUUUUGACAUAUACUGUCAUUCUCAGCAUUCAACGUUUUGGAGCUUCAUAAUCAUUUUGGGAUCAUAUUUUUUUUCCUUUUUGCUACAGGAUAUUCUAGAAAAGGAUUCUAGAAAAUCUAAAAAACAAAAUAUUCAGUUCUUACAAUAAAGUAAAGAAUAAAUUGUUUUACUUUCUCCAA